Molecule: messenger RNA, 652 nt
Organism: Mixia osmundae IAM 14324
Lineage: Eukaryota; Fungi; Basidiomycota; Mixiomycetes; Mixiales; Mixiaceae
Exons: 3
Coding region: 74-430 (118 amino acids)
Biological process (GO): mitochondrial respiratory chain complex III assembly
Cellular component (GO): Cbp3p-Cbp6 complex; mitochondrion
Molecular function (GO): ribosome binding
Source: RefSeq, a predicted model, not a curated record
GAUUUACUUUGACAUGUUCAAGUCAUAGCGCGUCAUAUUGACGACUUUGAUCCGAUCCGAGUCGCAGUGAAAGAUGAGUGGACGAUCAGUAGUAGCGAGCGUGAAGAAGCUAGCGCAAGCUUGGCCCAAAGACAGGAUAAGGCCGCAGUUCCAAUUCUGCGAUGCCUUCGUCUCCGCCGCAGAGCGAUCGUUCGGAUCGAAAGAGACACUCUCAAGCGCAGAGCAAGCUUCCGCUCAGCGCAUGGUAGCCUCGCUGCAGCGAUUACAACGCAAUGAUGCAAAGAACAGGUAUCCUGUUGGUCCGAUCAUCACACAGCCUCAAUCGAUGCCGAAGCAUUAUGUCAAUCUACUGCAAGGCCUGCAGAGAGCCGAGAGCGGUGAAGAGCCUCGAUUCGCUCGACUGAAGCGCUUCUUCGGCAUGCAGAUCUAGCUUUGCAAAUCACCUCAUCGUUUGCUCUUGUUGUAAUAUUCGCCGCCAAUAGAUCGAUGUAGAUCAUUCGCAAUGGCUGGCGAAUAGACGCUACGUAAGAUGAGCUGGGAUGUCGUACGCACCGAUUGGCACGGCAUUCUGUGUCUCCGUCACAGAUCCCUGUACGUCCGUUUGAGCACAAAGCUAUCGCAAGGCUUGACAACGACGUGCGUGCAGCAGAAU